GGCCAUCAGUCGAGUGGUUGACCAAAUUCCUACCACAGUUGCCCAUCUUCUUCUCCAUUCUCCUUGUUUACUGGAGGAGAUUCCAUUCUUCCAUGGAUUCCGCCCUCUCUGUUAUGGCGUCCAAUGCGCCUCUCUUCACUCUCUCCACCAUUACCCGCAGCUUCUCCACGCUCAAUUUCACCCACUCCCUCUCCAUUUCCCCUAUCUCCACUCUUUCUUUCUCGCUUCGCGCUGCAGUUCCUCCUCUCCACCGUCGUCACAAAUUCAUCUCCAACUCAUCUUCUGGCAAUGGAAAUGGCGGCGUUCGAGGAGAGAGCGGUGGUGGUGGCGGCGGCGACGAUGGUGGACCUGAUGGCGGCGAUGUCGGCUCGAACUUGCUUGCUGGAGAAGCUGAGGACGACGCUGCGCUGUCCGCAGACGCGAUUGUUCUUGGUGUUGGAGGGAUGACGUGCAAGGGGUGUUCUGCGAGUGUCAAGAGGAUUCUUGAGAGUCAGCCACAAGUGUCACAUGCUAGUGUUGACCUUGCUUCUGAGACCGCAGUCGUGUGGCCCGCAGCUGAAGCAAAAAUCACACCCAACUGGCGGGAAGAGCUAGGAGAGGCACUUGCGAAGCAUUUGACCACUUGUGGUUUUUCUUCUAAGGUUCAAGGUCAGCAUCAUAAAUUCGACAAGGUGCUAUAGGAGGGGACGUUUCACUAUAGGAGGGGAUGUCGCAUACUGCGAGGAGAGUGACAUAUUUCAGGUAUGUAGGAGUAUAAUUCUUUGAAGUUGAUUACAAGCUAUAGUGUAUGUUUGGUUGUUUUUAUGCGCCACGGAUAUUAUUUGCUGAUGUUGUGCUAGCUGUUUAGAUUAUUAGCAUUUGAAAAAUGUUACUUGAAAAUUUAUUUAUGUAGUAGUUAUGUAUUAAUGUUAUAUACAAGCCAAAUGUAAAAUGUCUAUAU
This is a messenger RNA of Cucurbita moschata (crookneck pumpkin), 940 nucleotides long. Its product is annotated as copper-transporting ATPase PAA1, chloroplastic-like. The record is from RefSeq and is a predicted model, not a curated record. The transcript has 4 exons. NCBI's taxonomy places the organism in Eukaryota, Viridiplantae, Streptophyta, Magnoliopsida, Cucurbitales, Cucurbitaceae. The coding region runs from base 93 to 680 and encodes 195 amino acids. Gene Ontology annotation, molecular function: metal ion binding.